AUAAAAUUUCUGACGUGUUUUGCAUUUCAACGAUAGUGGUUACUUUCCGUUACCUAUGAUGAGAAAGGUAAUAGUUAACAUUUUGACAAAAAUUUUAUCCUGGCAAGAUCAGACUACAAAAGUUUCAAACAUCGUGGAAUAAUUUCAACACAGUGACCCGCAACCAUGAAUUUUCUAAUGUUUCCUAAACUGGACGAGUACGCCAUCGAUCCGGACUUGAUCAAUGAAACGCUGGACACUCGCACGUCAUCUAGGUCGAAGUCAAACACGUUACGCCUGCUGCUACCAAACAUUCUACGACAAAGGAGUCGAACGGGCAGUAAAGCCGGUCUUAGAGAAAAGCAGACGAAGCGAGCUCGUGGCUACAACGACACGAGACUUAACACCGUUCGACGUACCACCAAAGAGCAUUUCCGGCAAGACACUGCCUUUAAACCUCCCGAUUUUGGGGAAAAUGAUAACCUUAAGGAUAGAAUGAGUUCAAGAUCUCAGUUCUUUAAAAGAUGGAGCAACUUCCCUUUGCCCUUUGACACACAGGAAUCCCGCAGUCCCUCAGCUAAAGCGGAGGUUCGUUCAAAAGUAAAUGAUGCGGGGACAACCCCUAGAUCCCGGAAAAGGCAAAAGGAGAAUCUUCUCCCUGCAAUCUCUCACUCGAACGAUGAGGCUCCCACAAGAAGUGAUUCACGCGGCGGUAAAACCGUGAAAGAGGUGAAGUUUUUCCCCGUGAUGCACCUCCAAAAAACGGACGAUGAUUCCCAUAUUUACAGCGAAGAGGACAGCGCCAUUCUCAAACGCCAGAAGACUAACAGCAAGCCGUGGAGCUUGUAUCAAGUGAUGACACAGAUAAGUCACUCGCCUACUUCCCCCGUGGGAUUGAAACAAGGACCUAUGGAAGAGAAGCCCAAGGGAAAGGUUAAUUAUUUGAGCUUUUUAAAAAAAAUAAAUAAAUUAAGAAACAAACAAAAUAACAUCAUUUUUUCUUAAACUACAAAAGAAAUAUACUAAACAUUCACAUCAUUUAUGAUGUAUGCUAUUUUCAUGGACUAAUGAAUGGAUAUAAAGUAUGCACUAAAACGAACACUACUGAAAAUCCCGCAUCUUUAAAACGUGUAUGCGUUUGUCAACAAUGUAUAUCUUCAGCCACCUCGUGUUCCCUGAAGUGAAAAGGGAAGACACGUAGGUGAGUUGGAAAUGGUUCUCUCGUCUGAUGAAAAAACUAUUCACAGAUGAGCAUUACUUUCGUAAGUGGCAAGCUGUUGGAGUCUCAGUACUGUUACUUUCGUCACAUCCAUACGUGGAUUUUCAUUAAAUAAUCAUGUAGUUUAACCCCCCUCCCCUCCCCCACCACACCACCACACAUGUUACACCAUGGACAUUUGACUUCGAUAUCAAAGUAACCCAAACUGAGUAGGUGACAAAAUUUGACGUAGAUGAAAUUAUGAGUUUGUUGAUACCAUCUUUGAGAUUGUAUCCGCCAAUGGUUGCAUUUAUUAACUGUUUUUGGUAUCACUAGAUUGCUGGGAGAUUUAAAAAACUCAUCGUUGCUGUCAAGAACGUGCUCAAGUUGGCUAGGGCGAUCAUCAAAACGUGAGUACAUGGAUAAUAUGAUGAGAGAUGAAUUGCUAUUAUUCUAAAUCCUACAUGUAUAUGAUGAGAGAUGAAUUGCUAGUACUCUAAAUCCUAUGCUUGCUACUGUUCAAAAGAUAUCCUCUCGCUAUCUGUAAACAUCAACAGUUAAACUGAAGUUGUAUCAUCCAUGGAACGUGUCAAAUUUUUAAGUUGGAAAGAUUUUUAAAAAGUAUUAUUUUGUUUUAGUUUCUUAGUCGAUAGUUUUACAAGGCACUUGUGUCAGCUAAAAAAAAGUUUAAAAAAAAAUAAAAUAUCAUCACAAACGACCAGAAACUGCCUAUCUCUCUGUAGUAAGUUAGUGGCAAUCUGGGCGGCCGGUGGGAAAAGAUUAUGUUUUAUUAAUAUACCAAUACCACGGGUGGCUAAUAUCUCAAAUUUAAACUGCCUCUAUCUUGGGAUGAAAACGAGCUAUUGUGUGUGAUGACAUAGACAUUGCAAGGAGGCAGUCUUUUUCAAUCCUUCUUACAUUAUCUUCGCUUUUGUUUGGAAUGUUUGUGGCACAACCUGCAGACGGCUAAGUGACCCACUUUCCGUCAUCCUCUCGAACUUAAAAUUAAGCACAUGGACUCUUGACCGAUGACAACACAUUCUAACAAAUAGUCCAGGCCCUCACCACAAAAUCAGUUUUUCUUUCUUUUUUUUUCAAGGAAAGGAUGAAUGAAUUAUGAUUUGUUCAAUGGGUGCGUAUUUUGGCGUGGAGAUUAAUUGUGUUGCUCUCGUUAUCUUCUUUCUAUUUUUGACGUGUAAAUAAAUCUUGAGUCUUUUAGGUUUUACACGCACCAAGUUUGAUCAAAACAAUGGCCGUACGAACAAUCAGUUUGGCUACCAUGAAAGAAAUGAUCAAUCACGCACAAAGACAUAAACCAUGAAAAAAGCGUAUAAACUGUUUAUACGAAAAACUUGUGUUUUUUUUUUUCAGGGUCGUGUCAUAAAGCAUCAUAUCGCUUUAGCUCAGAGUCGCGAUUCUUUACACCGCAAAUCCUUUUUCUUCCAGUUGUUUGUCAUGAAUUACAUGACACUGUAGAGCAAAUAGUUCCAGUUUCUGUAUCACUACGCCCAUAUGGUUCAUUUUGUCUAAUUCUUACUAUUUUUUAACAUUUUUCAUUAUAAAGGUCCAAGUUAAUACAUAGAGUCUAAGUUUUGCAAAAAAAAAAAAAAAAAAAAAAAAAUAAAUUUAGUUAAUAUUUUAAAAAAAAAUUUAAAAUUAUUUUUUAACAUUUUUCAUUAUAAAGGUCCAAAUUAAUAAAUAAAGUUUAAAUUUUGAAAAAAAAAAAAAAAAAAAAAAAGUAAUAAUUUUAGUUAAUAUUUUAAUAAAAGAUUUAAAAUCAUGCCAUCAUUUAAUUUGUUACUUUGUUAUAACGUGUAUCCAACGUUGAUAGCAUUACUUGCCAACUUUUUGAGCUAUGGGCUUCAACUCACUAACACAAGUAGAACACACUGUUAAGCGAUACCGUGUAGCUACCAAUCAGGUGGCGCUAAAUUUUGUUUACAAUGUGUUCGAUUGGUUUAUGGCUCCCCUAAAAAAAAAACAACUUCUUUCAAUGAGUGCUCCCCAUGUCAAAAUAUAUAAACACGAAAACCCCACACAAAGCUAGGUCUGUACUUUGUUUCCCCUACGUUAUUUAUGUGCCACUGGUUGAAUAUGUGUCAAAUUUUUCUGCGUGUACCCGGGGUUGAACGGUUACCGGAAAUUUCCUUGAAAGACGGAAAUUUCUUUGAAAGAAAUUGCGUCGACUGAAAAUUGAUCGACGGAAAUUUGAGCGAAAGGAAAUUUGGUGGAAUCUUUUUUUCCGUUCACACGUUUAAAUUUUGCGUCAAAUUUGUUUUUCAACCCAUUAUACUAUAUAGUAAAAGAAAAUAAUGCGGUCAUUAAUAUGUGGCCAUCUUUGAACAUAUGGCCGUGUAUGAACACGUGGCCGUGGUUAAACAUGUGGAGUUGUUGAACAUUGGGCCGUGAUUGAAUAUAUGGUCAAAUGUAUAUGUUGCAAACUCAGGAAAACACUUCAUUACACGGCCACACCUGACUGUCCAGCAACACGCCUGUCUGUCUAGCAACACGUCUGCCUGUCCACCUGACCGUCCAGCAAAACGCCUGACUGUCCAGCAACACGCCCGAGUGUGCCACAAACCCAGAUGAAAUUUCAUGUCACCAGAUUAUAAUCUAAAUGGCACUCGUUGGAAAAAUCAAUAAUCUAUAUCGUCAUUACAAGGAAUUGCGUAAACCGGUGAAAUUAAAGAGUUUGAAAUACUUGAGAGCUUCUCUGUGGAACAAACUCCACAAUGGUUGCAACACAAUCCAGGUAAGUUAAACUCCACAAUGGUUGUAAUACAAUCCAGGUAAGUUAAACUCCACGAUGGUUGUAAUACAAUCCAAGUAAGUUGAACUCCACAAUGGUUGUAAUACAAUCCAAGUAAGUUAAACUCCACAAUGGUUGCAAUACAAUCCAGGUAGGUUAAACUCCACAAUGGUUGCAAUACAAUCCAGGUAAGUUAAACUCCACAAUGGUUGUAAUACAAUCCAGGUAAGUUAAACUCCACAAUGGUUGCAAUACAAUCCAGGUAAGUUAAACUCCACAAUGGUUGCAAUACAAUCCAGGUAAGUUAAACUCCACAAUGGUUGCAAUACAAUCCAGGUAAGUUAAACUCCACAAUGGUUGCAGUACAAUCCAGGUAGUUGAACGUAGCCUAAAUUUAGCUUCUAGAGGAAAAUAAAAUAUGAUCCCCACAUUGAUUCAGCCAUUGAGUUGACAGCUAAAGUGCAUUGCUACAUUAAUUGUGACUUGUGGCUGGCAUUAAAAAAUAUUACUCGCAAUAUUUGCUACAUUUUUUUUUUUGGGGGGGGAGGGGGAGGGAGGGGGGUCGGGUAAGACAAACGGAUUUUCUUCAUGCCAUUUUAUGUAAACAAGAAAAAGAUACAAAUUGUUUUCUGACCGCACGAUUUCCCAUAUCAAGUUUGAAUUCAAUCAACUAUCGAAUGCUUGAAUGGAUAACAUUAUUUUAUUUUUAGAGCAGGGGUUCUUAGCCUUGUUGGAGUGACCGAACCCCACCAGUUUCACAUGCGCUUUCACCGAACCCUUCUUAAUAGUAAAAAUAAAAUAUGAUAUUUUUUUUUCUGAAUUUUUUUUGGGGCCUCCGCCGAACCCCUGAGACUGGCUCACCGAACCCCUGGGGGGUCUGAUCGAACCCAGGUUAAGAACCACUGCUUUAGAAGAAAUAUUAAUAACUGUUUAUAAUAUUUAUCCUCACACAGUCGCUUCUUUAAGUAGUUUUAUGUCAAGUGCGGGUGCUAUUUUUGGCGACGACCGUUCAGAGGUGUACUAUCGGUUAUGAACUAGAACAAGGGUUCUCUAACUAUUCAAACAGGGUGCCGGAUCAGACACCUUCGGGGGCCGGAUCAUUGUGCCUCAGACACUGUCAGGGGAAUUAUAGUUUGAAAAAAAAUAAUAAUGAACUAACUAUAAAAGCACUGCAUCUUAAUUGCAGUGGGGACCCCCCCCCCCCCCCCCCCCCCCCACACCCAAAAAAAAAAAAAAAAAAAAAACAAAAAAAAAAAAAAAAAGUAGAUCCAACAUAAACUUAAUAGUAUUCAAAGGUAAGUAUGGCCAAAGAGAUGAUGAAUGUUCGGUUUCGUUGAUUUCAGAAUGACAUUUGAACAUUUUUGCCAUCAUUCCAGGUCUGAUAGUCCCAGCGCCUUGCUGAAAACGUUCACAGACUUGAGCCGAGUGCCAGACUCUGACGGGGAGGAAUCUUCAUCGGAAAACAUGAAAAAGUACGGGCUCCAUUUUGAUCCCUCGUACUUUAGAGCCAAUCGCGAGGUAAUCUCUCUCUCUCUCUCUGUCUCUCUGUCUCUCUCUCUCUCUCCCUCUCUCUCUCUCUCUCUCUCUCUCUCUCUCUCUCUCUCUCUCUCUCUCUCUCUCUCUCUCUCUCUCUCUCUCUCUCUCUCUCUCUCUCUCUCUCUCUCUCUCUCUCUCUCUCUCUCUCCCUCCCCCCUCUCUCUCUCUCUAUCUAUCUCUCUCUCUCUCUAUAUAUAUAUAUAUAUAUAUAUAUAUAUAUACAUUAUAUAUAUAUAAUGGUUUGAAUCAAUGGCAGGUAAUCUAGACAUUUAUAUGUGUUUAACUGAAGACAGGUCAUCAAUAUAUAAUGUAUUAUUUACCAAUACCUAUGAGGGUUAACCAUUUAUAGACCAAUACCAAUGCGAGUUAACCUCUUAUAGCCCAAAAACAUGAGAGUUAAACUUUAUAGACCAAUACCUAUGAGGGUUAACCUUUUAUAGACCAAUACCAAUGCGAGUUAACCUCUUAUAGCCCAAAAACAUGAGAGUUAAACUUUUAUAGACCAAUACCAAUGAGAGUUAAACUUUUAUAGACCAAUACCUAUGAGGGUUAACCUUUUAUAGACCAAUACCAAUGCGAGUUAACCUCUUAUAGCCCAAAAACAUGAGAGUUAAACUUUUAUAGACCAAUACCAAUGAGAGUUAAACUUUUAUAGACCAAUACCUAUGAGGGUUAACCUUUUAUAGACCAAUACCAAUGCGAGUUAACCUCUUAUAGCCCAAAAACAUGAGAGUUAAACUUUUAUAGACCAAUACCAAUGAGAGUUAAACUUUUAUAGACCAAUACCAAUGAGAGUUAAACUUUUAAACCACACAGCCGUUAAAUCAAAACGAGUAAAAAAAGUAUUUGACUAAGUUAGAAAAGACAGUAGGUCUGUGUUAUUUUUACAAAAUAAAUUAAAAACUACCCCAUUAAAUACUGCCUGCGGCUAUCUCAGUACAGUCCGCUACCAUCUCCCAAUAAUUUUCCACUCCAUUCAUUUCGAGUAAAAAUAACAUUUGUUUAAAAAAAAAAGAGUAAAGUUUUGGUGACUCCGUUUAAAAAAAAAAUGUAUUUCCCAAAUAAGUCUAGGCUCUGAAAUGAAUUGUUGAAAUCAGUUCCGCUUGCCCUGGCCAGAGGUUUAAGUGGGGGUACAGUGGUCUUUGCUUGAUGAAUAUCUGGGGCCAAUCAUCGUCAACAAUUGAUCAAUAAGAAAAUACAUUAGGGAUACGAGGAGCAGCUACUGGUAGUAAUCCAUUCUUUCAUCCGUACACAACAAACGUGGGCUCUGGUAAUGAUAUAAUCAUUCUGUUACAGAUAAAUUUGAGCAGUGAAGUAAGGAGUAUUCUCAAGCUGCAUCCCAAUCGUAGAACACCAGAACAAAUCCAAACAGUGAGUAGAACACCAGAACAAAUCCAAACAGUGAGUAGAACAGCAGAACAAAUCCAGACAGUGAGUAGAACACCAGAACAAAUCCAGACAGUGAGUAGAACACCAGAACAAAUCCAGACAGUGAGUAGAACACCAGAACAAAUCCAGACAGUGAGUAGAACACCAGAAAAAAUCCAGACAUUGAGUAGAACACCAGAACAAAUCCAGACAUUGAGUAGAACAUCAGAACAAAUACAGACAGUGAGUAGAACACCAGAACAAUUCUAAACAGUGAGUAGAACACCAGAACAAAUCCAAACAGUGAGUAGAACACCAGAACAAAUCCAAACAGUGAGUAGAACACCACAGCAAAUCCAAACAGUGAGUAGAACAUCAGAACAAAUCCAAACAGUGAGUAAAACACUAAAAGAACUAGAUAACAUUUCCCUGUGUGAUUGUACACCCUGAUACAGGUGUCUUCUUGACUCUAUGUAGUCACACCAAUGCCGUAAAAAUCAUUGACGGUAACAUUACAUUUAAUUCUUCGUUUGUGGUAACUGUAUGUGUAACAUUCCAUAAAUUCAGUUGUCGAUGGAAGUCUAAUCAAACGAAAAUCAAAUGAUAGAGAGUUAAAAAAAAUUAAAACAAGAAAAGAUGAGAGAGCCAGAGAGAGAGGGAGAGGGGGAGGGAGGGAGAGAGAGGGAGAGAAAUAGGAGAGAUAGAUGAAAAGUGGGGAGAGGAAAAUAGAAGAAGAGAGAUAAUUUAUGUAUUACUUUAAUCUUAAACAGUCAGUUGGUAAAAAAAACAACCUAUAUUGUAUAUCUUAAUUUUAUAAAUUUUAACUCAUGGCGAUGUCUCUGUUCCAGGCGAUGUUUGGUUUACAGAGCAUUCCGUCGUUUGCAGAGUAUCCACUUCACAUGCAGGAGAAACUGACCAAGGUGGCUUGGCUGGACAUGUGAGUAGUCAUUUCACUCAGCCGUGAAAGCCAUAAGAUCGCCAAAAACUCACACUAUGUGACUGCUCAUACGGCUCAGCAUUUCGAACACAAUAAUAAAUGUUUGACAAUUCACAGGACAAUAAAAAUUGAACCACUGAUUUAUUGAUCCAACAUUUUACAUUGCUUACAACUUAUACACAAAGUGAUAAAAUAGACUAAAACAAUAUAAUAAACAACACACACAACCACCAUCACCCUCACACACACCCAACCACACACUCAUGUUGUUCGUCCUUCACACGGGAAGAUGACCAAGGCUUUAUUACACGGUGAGCACGUAGGUGGCCUGCCAGUCCUACUUGUGCAUGGAAAGCUUUCCCGUUCGUGGGACACACGUCGUUGUGAGUCCUAGUAGGAUUGGAGUCGAUUUUGAUUUUUCUUGCCAUGCGCUUGCUUUGGGCGUGAGCGGUGCUCUUAUUCUCCGAAGAUUUUGUUCAGACAGUGAGUCUUCCACGUCAGUUUGCACGGUCAAUGGCAAGUGUCUCCCACAAAUCAAGGUCAAUGUCCAUGGAUUUAAGUGAAGCUUUUUGACAGUCCUUGAAGCAUUUUUUUCUUCCCACCAGCUGAGCAUUUCCCACACACACAUAUACACACACAUAUAUACACACACACGCAUGUACAAACACAGGCACGCACACACAUAAACACGAAUCACUAUUCUAUUAAGCACCUAUUACCAUGUUCAUUCUCAGAGUAACACCCAACAGGACAAUCAUCAGACAAGGACAUUUUGCUGAGAACUUCUACUUCAUUGUCUCGGGUCAAGGUAACCAUUGCAUGUCAACGUUAGGGUUCUAUUUUUGUGACUAUAAGAUACAUCUUAAAAUAUUAUGUCAUGUAUUAGAGUUGGGAGAAUAACAUCUUUUUCUUCACAUAAUGUAACUUUUAAAAAUUACCUUUGAAUUAUAUAAAUAGUACACAUUUGUGUGACAUUGAAACAAUAACGAGAUAUAAUAACAUUUAGCUUUCUAAAAUAAAGCGUCACAAUUUUUUGGACAAAGCAAAAAGUGACAUAGUCAUCCGUGACCACUCACUUUUUGUUUAAAUCUCAGCUCACCCCUACAUCAAAAUAUCAAUGUUAAUACGAGUACGCGUUUUUCAGUUUUUUUUAUGUAGCCUCUUAGCAAAUGAAAAUAUGAACGAAUUUGACCCAUAAAUUGCUCUAUUGAGUUUCAGAAGAUCGUGUUCUCUAAAUUCUUUGGUGUGUUAUAAUUUGUUGUUGUUGCUGUUGACGGGUAGGCGGGAGGGGCUAGUUUCUUCACCAAUCAUUUUGAACUUUUGCCUCUUAUCUUUCUACACGAUUUAUCGAGACAUCAUUUUAAAAUGUAUUUUUCGAGUUUGCAUUGCUUCCUGUAAUUUCCUUUAAUAUAGUAUUAGUAUUUCCGAAUAAAUCGAUAAAAUUGCGUACCCGAGAAAACAAUUAGUAGGCGCAAUCACUGAAACUGUGACUGCACGUGUAACAGGAAAUAAUCUGUAUUGAUUGACAGGAAUAUUUGAAUGACGUCUUCACGUGGGAUUGGCUGCCAUAAAAACAAAUUUAGCCUGAGGGGCGGAACUUAAUCAUGGACAACAUUUCAGUUGAUCCAAUGCUAUCUAAUUGUAUCUGCCCAAUGCAACCACAGCUGGCUUUUUUGUAGUUUUUUAAUUUUUUUUAUGAGAACAUUGGCAGCCCAGUGCAAGCACUGCUGGCUUUUUUGUUUUCUUAUUAUGAGACUCAAGCUCAUAAGCACCAUUAACGAUGGCUAUGAUAGAAACAAAAUGCCACCUCUCCCCCAAUAAACAAUCUCAUUUCUGUCAUGUUAAUUUCCGGUACCUCUUGUGUACAGCCUCUUGUGUACAGCCUCUUGUGUGCAGCCAUUUGUGUCACAUAACAUUAUGGAAAUAACUACAUGAGAGUAUGGACAGCGCUCACCAAACGGACCAGGCCCGGCUUAAUAAAUGAUCAAGUCAUUGUUAACGUAUUCAGUACUUGCAUCAUUGCUGCCGAGCCAAGUUAUAUUCCCGUGUUUUGGUCAGAGAUUUCGGUUCACAAUUAACAUCGUUCGUUCUUCGGAUAAAACACGGUAAAAUGUUUAGAAAAAAAAGGGAAUAGUUGAAUCAGCAAAAGACAUUUACCCAGAUUUGGAAUCUACAUUUUCCGAGGACAUGUAGCUACUGAUAGUUCAUUGAGUUGUUUCGUACGUUAGCUUCAAGGGAGCCGUCAAUGAGACGUUUCAUCAUCAUCAUCAUCAGUGGCGCUGCAGCUCCGCAUCCUUGCAUUCGGAUGGACCUAUGGCUUUCCACCUCAAUGCGAGAACCCCCAGCGGGUGCAAGUCCUUUUCAGUCUUGUUCGAACUGGGAUUCAUCUGCCCCCACUUUUCUGCAUGCAGAUCCCUUUUGCUUUCUCUACAAUCCGGCAUCCUUUCAAUGUGCCUUGUCUAGCACAGACUGCAUUUUGUAAAAAUUGUUGCUACUAUGGAUGGGUCUUUGUACAGUUGAUAUAGCUCUUGGUUUGUACGGGUUCUCCAAACACCGUUGUAUAUCACUGGGCCGUAUAUUUUCCUUAGGAUUUUCCUCUCCCAUGUAUUGAGCAGGUUCUCUGUCUUUAUAGUAAGGGACCAAGUCUCACUUGUGUAAAUUACGACUGGUCUCAUGAUAGUGGUGUAUAAUAUUGUUUUAAGGGAACCGUCAUUUAAACGCUUAUUUCUAUAACUAUUUUCCUUCAUUGCAUAAUUUACCAUUUAGUAGGUGGCGUAGCUAAGGUUAUUGCCACCCGGGGUGGGUGAAGCUUUUUUUUUCGGGGCGUCCCUCCUCCUCCGCACCACCUUCCUACCCCACUCUCAUCUCCAAUUAGUAAUAAUGAAACUGAUAAGAUGAAGACUUUAAAUUACAUCAUCAAAACGGUGACACCAUGCCAAUGACCUCGCUAGUUGCUAUUUCUAGGUGGCAGAGAAAUAAAAACAAAAGUAUUUGUAAUAAGGUUUGACAUUUCUAUGCCCAGAACACGUCACAUCGCUUUACGUAAUGUUACUUUUUUUAGGCAUGGCCGCUUACAAUGUAUUUCCGUAUGGUAACAAUUUGCUUGUAAAAUCUUUCGUAAAAUAAAGUUGUAAAACACGUUUUCAUUUAGGUUAAGGUACCGCUAUGCUGGCACAUAUUAACGUAGAAAUGCCUAACAGCUGGUGAGAGAUUGGCCAAACGAAAUACCAGGAUGUUUUAAUAAUAUCUUUCCGCCAUUUAAUGAGAUUGGCCAGAAUGUAUACCCGGAUGUGCUAUUAAUAGCUUUCCUCCCUUAAAUAAGAACCCCCGUAUAAAAUAUUCUUGCUCUUCAAAACUCCUAAUAUUACUUAACGCCAUUAAAAUCUUUAUACAAUCAGCCAUUCGUUUAUGAAAGUUUAGUAUCUUUUUGAACAAAAUAAUAUGUUCAAAUUGUUCCUUUCCUCCGACAAAAUACUAAUGCCUCCCUACCGCAGACCACAACACUAUUUUAUUCAUGUGUGCUCAAGAUCCAGGCUAGUGAAAAUGUAACGCAGGCUGACUGACCAGGGGCGGAGCAAGGGUAGGUGCUACCGGGACGGGCCAAGCCUUUAGCCCCCCUCCCUCCACCCUUCCAUAAAAAAAAACAUUUUGGAAGCUAGCCUAAAAUCCCCCCCUCCCCCCCCCCAACCCCCCGUGGCAUUUAAAGGAAACAAGUGCCGUUCGGGAGUGGACUGCCUCCUCCACGGGCGUCAGCACAGGGGGGGGGAGGGUGGAAGCAAGCAGCUGCUUCCAGUCUGAAUUGAGGGGGGGGGGCCUCAUUUUUGAAUUUCGCCAGGUAACAGAAAUUAAAUAUGAAAUGAAAAAUACAAAUUCCCGAUAUCAUUUUUUUUANGGGGGGGGGGGGGGGGGGGUUGGUAUUUUCUUAGGAGAAAAGAAAAUGUCUAUUUCAAGUACCUGGCUUGGGCUGGGAAUCGAACUCCAAUCCUCUAGUGUGAAAUAACAAUGUUUCCAAAUGGUGUAUUGCUAACAUUCUUAUUGUAGUCAUAAACACUAAAACCAUGACUGGUAUGACACACACACAGAAUUUACAAAAUCCAAAGUCUAAGGGGGAAGAGUGGUUGGCUUCCACUAACCAGGGGGGGGGGAUAUAGAAGCCCCUUUGCCUCCUCCACACCCCCUUUCCUAUAGGAUACGUCACUGCGGCUAACUUAAACAUUUGUUUGUCCAUCCGGCGUGGAAUACGUAAUGAGUACGGGCGCUUUCUUUGUGCGUCUGUCAGUGUCAAAUCAUGCCACGAGACAGAUCCUAAUGUGAAACCACUUAGGCGUAAGAGUAAUGGUCAAUUCGCGCUACGUCUUUUAGCUAAGUCACUCGCUUCUUAUUAUUUAGAAAUCUGUUUUCAUAGUGGAACUAUGAGACGUUUUUUCUGGCUAAUACAUAUUGAGCCUGUAAUCGAAUGGUUGUAAGGUAUAACCAGUGCCAUCUAUUUUUUUUCUUCCUCUUUUGAAUAAAUCAACCUGGAAAGGAGUGGGGGAUGUGUGAUGUAUUAUGUGUGAUGUGUUAUGUGUGAUGUUUUAUGUGUGCUGUGUUAUGUGUGAUGUGUUAUGUGUAAUGUGUUAUGUGUGAUGUGUUAUGUGUGAUGUGUGAUGUGUUAUGUGUUAUGUGUGAUGUGUUAUGUGUGAUGUGUUAUGUGUGAUGUGUGAUGUGUUAUGUGUGAUGUGUUAUGUGUGAUGUGUUAUGUGCGAUGUGUUAUGUGUUAUGUGUGAUGUGUGAUGUGUUAUGUGUGAUGUGUUAUGGGUUAUGUGUGAUGUGUUAUGUGUGAUGUGUUAUGUGUGAUGUGUGAUAUGUGAUGUGUUAUGUGUGAUUUUUUAUGUGUGAUGUGUUAUGUGUGAUGUAUUAUGUGUGAUGUGUUAUGUGUGAUGUUUUAUGUGUGCUGCGCUAUGUGUGAUGUGUUAUGUGUGAUGUGUUAUGUGUAAUGUGUUAUGUGUGAUGUGUUAUGUGUGAUGUGUUAUGUGUUAUGUUUGAUGUGUGAUGUGUGAUCUGUUAUGUGUGAUGUGUUAUGUGUGAUGUGUUAUGUGUGAUGUGUGAUGUGUUAUGUGUGAUGUGUUAGGUGCGAUGUGUUAUGUGUUAUGUGUGAUGUGUGAUGUGAUAUGUGUGAUGUGUUAUGGGUUAUGUGUGAUGUGUUAUGUGUGAUGUGUUUUGUGUGAUGUGUGAUGUGUUAUGGGUUAUGUGUGAUGUGUUGUUCUUCCAAUUAAACUGCUAUAAAAAUACAACGAACGUGCUUUGAAGUCUUAGAGGUAUUAAAUCAACCCCCCCCCCCCCACACACACUUUUUUUUUCAAAACUGCUUUCCCAUAUCUUAAUAUAAUCAAGGGAGAAAGUUUAACAGGGGCUGUUCUCCCACCACACACAAACAGUGCCAGUGUUAGAACAGGGGCUGUUCUCCCACCACACACAAACAGUGUCAUUGAUUAGAACAGGGGCUGUUCUCCCACCACACACAAACAGUGCCAUUGAUUUGAACAGGGGCUGUUCUCCCACCACACACAAACAGUGCCAACGGUUAGAACAGGGGCUGUUCUCCCACCACACACAAACAGUGCCAUUGAUUAGAACAGGGGCUGUUCUCCCACCACACGCAAACAGUGCCAGUGUUAGAACAGGGGCUGUUCUCCCACCACACACAAACAGUGCCAAUGAUAAGAACAGGGGCUGUUCUCCCACUACACACUCAAACAGUGCCAACGGUUAGAACAGGAGCUGUUCUCCCACCACACACAAACAGUGCCAUUGAUUAGAACAGGGGCUGUUCUCCCACCACACGCAAACAGUGCCAGUGUUAGAACAGGGGCUGUUCUCCCACCACACACAAACAGUGCCAUUGAUAAGAACAGGGGCUGUUCUCCCACUACACACAAGCAGUGCCAGUGAUUAGAGCAGGGGCUGUUCUCACACCACACACAGACAGUGCCAGUGAUUAGAACAGGUUCUGUUCUCCCACCACACACAAACAGUGCCAUUGAUUAUAUCAUUCCAGUCUGUACGCCCUUUAGCCUAUACAAAAAAGCCGAGACAUGUUUCCGCGUACAUCAAAAGCUAGACAAAAACCCAACCGUUGUCUCGUUACACCAUUAACUCUAACUCUGUGAUUCAGAUCUUCUUGUUUUUUUUCUUUACAUUUGUGGAAAAAAAAGUAUGUUAUGUUUACCCCAACUUCUAAGGGCCCUGGGAACAUUGUCUGCAGCUUGUACACAUACACUUACAGGGGCGGGUGUUGUUUUUCAGAUGAAUUUGUUGUUAUCUAACACCUCAGCAGAAUUGCGUCUAAAGUGUGAUUAUAAGUGUGAAUAGUUUCUGUGUUUUGGUUAAUGUUCAAGUAUUUGCUUGUGUCAUUUCCAUCUUCUUUAUCGUCACGUUUGUUGAAUGGAGUAGUGGACGAGGAUUGUCAAUACGGAGUGUAUGACGUAUACAUUUCCAGGGUCAACUAACUUAAUCGACCAGAUUAUGUAACAAUAAUAGAGUUUUAGCGUAUAUUUUCCCUGCGGUCUGGGUUAAAUUUAAUCGAAGGUGACUGUUUGGUACCCCCUAUGUGUAGCUGACCAACUGGAUAAAUCAAUGUCUUUGCAAUGCAACGAACCAAUGAGGUUGUGAGCAGCUGUGUGCAUUGACUGCCGUGACAGAGAAGGGGGUGAUGAUGUCAUACAUCUGUGGGCGUAGAUGAUAAGCUCGACCCACUCUCCAGGAGGAACAGUUGGGGUGCCCUGUUAAGGAACAGGUGGGGUGCCCUGUUAAGGAACAGGUUGGGUGCCCUGUUAAGGAACAGGUGGGGUGCCCUGUUAAGGAACAGGUGGGGUGCCCUGUUAAGGAACAGGUGGGGUGCCUUGUUAAGGAACAGGUGGGUGCCCUGUUAAGGAACAGGUGGGUUGCCCUAUUAAGGAACAGGUGGGGUGCCCUGUUAAGGAACAGGUGGGGUGCCCUGUUAAGGAACAGGUGGGGUGCCUUGUUAAGGAACAGGUGGGUUGCCCUGUUAAGGAACAGGUGGGGUGCCCUGUUAAGGAACAGGUGGGGGGCCCUGUUAGGGAACAGGUGGGUGUUAAGGAACAGGUGGGUUGCCCUGUUAAGGAACAGGUGGGGUGCCCUGUUAAGGAACAUGUGGGUGCCCUGUUAAGGAACAGGUGGGGUGCCCUGUUAAGGAACAGGUGGGGUGCCCUGUUAAGGAACAGGUGGGGUGCCCUGUUGAGGAAUAAGAGGUUGCUCUUGCGGAGGGUCUUUAAGUGCCCCGUUGGUGUCUGGUGGGAAGAGAGGGCCCGUGGGUGUUCGUCUCUCCCCAUGGACCCAGUAUGUCGUCAUUGAGCGCUCCCUCGAGGAGAGGAUACUGAGGAAUCGAGAGUUGUCUAGUAGUCUAUGCCCAUUGGCCAUUGUGGCUUGCGGGGGAAAAAAAAAUCAUGAUACAUAUUCGUGUCAGAUUCACGAGUGGAAAGACCCACCCCCGUUCCCCCGUGUUUAGAUAAUAGGAUGUAAUUGCUGUAAAGUCUUUGAUGCGGAUGCACGGCUGUAAGUGCAUAGGCUGCUGCAGAGUAAACAACAACAACAACAACACAAACACAGUCCACGCGUGUGUGAAGCGAUGAACACAAAAGGGUGUGUGCCCGGGCUGGUCUGGUUACUAACUGGGCGCUCAGGGCGAUCCUUGGUGCUUAAAUUGAAAAAUUCCACGACUCAAACACUACUUGCCUAGACUCGAUUUAGUAAGAAGCGAAUCCGGCUUGCGAGUUAUUGAAAUCAAAAUCUCUUUUGGCGAUUUUCCGCUCCAUGUCUACUAUCAACAAAGUUCUUUUCUCUGCCUGCCCAGACUUCUAUAUCUUUAAAUCCAUUUGGUGUUUUACAUUAUCUGUGGUAUUGUUUAUCUAAACAUAGUUUAAAUAUUUAUAAUAUGACAAUGAACAUAUCUUCAUAUGACUUCAUUUUUUUUUUUUGAUCCCGAUUGUUUGUAGCUCUGGUGACCAUCAGCAGACCAGGCGACUCUUCAGCUCAGACGGCGGCCAUGAUGAGAAAAGGAACAAGUUUUGGUGUAUGUAUAGACCUAGCUAAAUAAUUCUUAUAUACCGACAACAGCUUAUGUCUAUAGACCUAGCUAAACAAUUAUUACCUACCAACAACAGCGUAUACUUUUGUGUACAAAUAUAACAAAAUCCGAGAAAGUCAAAAAAUAUUUUACUACAGUUUUCUUCUUUAAUUGAAAUAAGCUGAAUUACUGGGGUAAAGUGGGAUUACAUUUGAUCAAUGCCCCCCUACCCCACCACACCCCCUUCCAGGAACUCGCAUUACUCCACCACUCCAGGAGGACGGCGACCGUCACAAGUCAUGACACUGUCAAACUUCUGUCAGUCGGACGAGAUGAUUUCUUUGAUAUUUUCAUGUCACGCCAGGGCACGGGUGAAAUGCCAGACCACAUCAAGUUUAUCAGGUCAGUGACUGCAUACGCUUGGGCAAAUAAAAUACAGCACCAGAUGUUUGUUUUAUUGCGAAAGCGAGUGUCUCUUUUCUUCUCUUACUAUAAUGCUUAUCUAUCUUUAGUUUUGAUAUCUGUUAGAAUGUUUGAGUCAUAUAUCAGAAUACACUAUGUGACAGCCAAGUCGACGUAAUCUAGAUGUCCCUAGCAAUUUUCUAUCAUAUAUUUUAACUUAAUUUCUAGCAGUGCAGAUUUGUUUAGAACAGCGGUUAUCAACCAGUAGGUCGCGGUCCCUUUUGGGGAUCGAAGGACCCUUACACGGGGGUCACCUACAGGGUGGGCCAAUAAAAUAUUUUAGAUGUUCUCCCUUUUAUUGGCCCACCCUGUAAGACCAUCGGAAAUCACAUAUUUAUGAAGUAGCAUCGAAAAUAAUUGUAUGGUUUUGGGUUACCACAACAAGAGGAACUGUAUUAAAGGGUCGCGGCAUUAGGAAAGUUGAGAACCACUGGUUUAGGCUACCACGUUUUGACUCCAUCGCUUUACUGAAGCUUUCAUCGGGACUAGAUGUGUAAAUAUUUUCACUCACUCGAUUGCACGAAAAGUGUCAUCAUAUAGAUAAGAAUAUAAUCCGUUAUAUCAGGCCAGGGGAUAUACUUAGAGAUAUAAAUCUAGGAAAAUAGUUGUAUAAAGCUGGGAAUAUAGCCUACUCAGUGAUAUAAACCUUGGAAUAUCGUCAGUGAAAUAAAGCUGGGACUAUCAACAGUGAAAUAAACUAGGAUGAUAGUCAGUGAUCGAAAGCUAGGAAUAUGGUUAAUGAAAUAGAGCUUGCGAUAUAGUCAGUGAAAUAAAGCUAGGAAUAUAGUCAAUAAAAUAAAGCUAAAUCUGUUUAUUUUGUAAUGUUUCAGUCAGUUGGAGUUUAUGAAAGACUGGCCCCUGGAGCGACUUUUGGAAAGACCGGACCAAUGUCUUUUGCAUUUUUUCAAGUAGGCAUAUAGGGAAUAUACCAAUAAACUUUACGUUAACUAAAUGUCAAAUUGUCUAACUCAAUACGUUUUUUUUUUUAAAUAAAAGAAAAACAUAAUUCUCCUACUUAAUGGUGUUUUCAAUCUAAGAUUUUUUUAUAACGCAUACACAAAGUUGAUAUACGUUUUCUUGCGUUUGGUCAGAUAUAACUGAAUAAUCCUAAAAGUUGAUAUUAAUUAUCUUCAUGUAUUUUGGUCAGACGUAACAUGGUGAUCUUGAAAGACAGUCGAACGUCGGAAUGGUUCUACGUUGUCAAGUCCGGCUCCUGUCAGGUUCUCAAACAGUUGAAGGGGGUCACCGCACGCCUAGCACCUCUUAGAAAACAAACCCUGGAAUCAUCUGAUCGACUUUACAGAUCGAAAAUAUCUUCAUUUCAAGGUACGCGAUUCAGGAUAACGGUGAUUUAAGGUAAAAUCAUCACCACUGUCCUCAUAGGAUGAAAUGAACCAAGGGGAGAAAUAAUGUUUAAAUUAUGUCUUCCAUUUCUGGAUCUACGUUCAUUUUGGUAGAAAUAGAUGAGGAUGGACUGUACCAAGUAUCAAACGGGAAAAAUAAAAACAAAAAAACGGGGUGGGUUUGCAAUGCCAAAUUUCUCAAUUAGUGAAGUGGGUAUCAGCUAAGAUGGUGGAUUUCAUGGAUGCAGGUGAGGCUACAGAUUAUAGAGGAAGGUGAAUUUAAUAUAUUUUAAAAAAAUCACUCAAAUAUUCUUUACUUCGUGAAAAUAAGUGAUUGGAUUAUUGCAGUAUUGUAUUAAAAAAUCUUAUUAGACUACGCACCUACAUCAUUAACAUAGGCUGCCAAAUAACAGGCUGUAAAGUAUGGGCGGCAAGGUCAUAUUUAGUGAACUCUUACAACAAAGAGACAAAUUUCCGGGUUGAAUGCAAGCAUUUAAUUUAAAUUAUGAAUGGUCUUCAUUUGAUAGCAUUAGGGCAAAUGUAGAAUUUUAAAUUGGAAAUCUCAUGGGCCAAACAGCCGGACUUUGGUCAACAUUAAUUUGAAUAGCUGAUGCUUGUUGCGGGGAGAUUGUAUUGACCUCAUCUGAUGUCACAAAUAAAAUCAAUUACACUGAACCAAUUAAGGCACAGCUCUGAUGACAUCGGCCGUAUUGGUCUUCAUUCCAUUAACAUGGAGAAUUCCUUCCAACUUUUUGAUCAGUUGUAAUGUAAGUUGGACACCAAGUAGGGGUAACAGAGAAGGUGGGGUAAGAAAUAACUUGAUCGAAACCGUAAAUAACGAUCAUGUCCUAGAUUUUAAAAAUAAAACAAUCAAACAUGCUUAAUAGUGUCAAAUACAUUUUUAAAACAUGCACUUGCAUUCGCAAAGUAGAUUUUGUUGAUUUUAAAAAAAAUGUAUUUAAAGAAGCAUACUGGGAGGAAUGGGUUCAGGUUGAAGCAAUAAGUAAUAUAGAAAGGGGAGAGGACAACCUGAAAGAGGACAACACAAAAAAGCGGAAGUUUCUGCCGGAAAGCCUUCAACUCAAGAAAACACCGAUACCAACACCCUUAGUUUGUUGUAUGAGCUGAGACUGUUUGUCUUGGAAUUUCUUCUAUGUCGAAGGCUUUUUGACCGAAACGUGCACAUUUUUUUCAUGUUUUCCUUUUUCAGGUUUUCCUCUAUACUUUGUAUAUUAUUAUAAAGGAUGCCAGAUUACGGAAUCUGUGAUAUUUUAAGGUGACCAAAAGCUUCAGUGAUGACAUCACUACUAGUUACGUAAGAGAUGUUGCUAUUGGGUAUUCUUUCAUUCGCUACAACACUUUUCAGGUUCUAAACAUGAGUACAAAAGACGACCCCAUCGGAACAGAUCAACUAGUGCCAGACCUCGUGAUGAUUAUGUAAGUUAGAGAAGGGUGGGGGGGGGGGAAAGAAAUAUUAUAGCAUGGGACAAAAAUUACAAAGUAGUUUUAAAGCUUAAUUGACCAAUAGAAAUAUGCAAAUCAUCGUUGUGGAGUGGGGAUGACAGAGUCAAAGAAAUGAUUUUCCUUUAACUCACGUUUCUAUAAAGAUAAUUCUUUUUUUUUUCAGUAUGAGAAAAACAAGACAAGGAAAAAACGAGGCAUGAGUGACAACAAUAGUUCAAAGAUCACUAGCCAUGACGAUCACGAAGGCAAAACUGGUUCAGAUCUUGGGGAAUCUCCGCAUGUAUGUAGUUGAAAUUGCUAAUAUAUAGUUGGAGACACAUGCUUGUCAUUAAGGUGCUGUUUUGGUGGAGGAAUUACACAUUGCACCACACUGUGUCAUUAGCAGGAGCCUGAAAUGUUUUAAAAGUUGUUAAAAUUAUUUUUUUCCCCAUGCAGGUCAAUUAGCGUGUGCACUCAACUAAAUUAAUAUUCUGCGUUGUAUCUAUUAAAUAUAUAGAAUGAUAUAUGCAAUUUUAAUAUCAGAAGCUGAAAAAAAAACAAAUCAUCUGUUUGAUAGUGUGCUAUAGUGUAUGUCAUAACAGGUUACCAUCAACAAAAAAGACGGUCAGAGUGAGCAUGCAUUAAACAGCGGUCAGAAUCGUGCCCAGCAGUGCCCCCAGGCACAUGAGCAACCUGUGUUUGUUCAAAUUGAGCUGUUGAAACCCAUGGAUGUUUUUGUAAGUUGAUUGGAUUCAUCAAACAAUUGUCUAAUAUUGAUCAGUUAGGUCAAAUGGGACCACGGGUAGCUCAAGAAAGAGAUACUCUCAUGAAAUCUAUAAAGUAUAGCCUAAAUGACUUUACAAAUCCGAAAAUGAGAGGAAAUUGCUUUAAACACAGGACCGUUUAUAAAUAAAAUAAAAAAUUGAUGUGGUUCAUUAAAAGGUAAACUUUGAUGAACAUCUUUAAAUAUGUUUUCUUGAAUUGCAAACAAUAACAUUAGAAAUAAUAACAUUAGAAAUAAUGACAUUAGAAAUAACGACUUAGAAAUAAUGACUUAGAAAUAAUGAUGUAGAAAUAAUGACCUGAGAAAUAAUGACGUGAGAAAUAAUGACAUGAUUCUUUUUCUGUGUUUCAUGAAGGUUUUGUCUUUACUCGUUUAUAAUAUUCUAUUAUUUACUUUUACAACAGGGACUCGAUCGGGUCAGCUUCAAUAACAGCCUGGAGACGGAGUCCUCCAGUGUCAGUUUGGUAAGAUUUCAUUUCGUGAGAACCAAGCCAAAACUUGAUAUUUUUCAUUGUCAUCCCGUGAGUUGCGCUGGUAACCAUGAUUAAGUUUGAUCCUUACUUUGUGCUGAAAGACGUUCCAGUAGGCCCCACUGUGCUGCAGACUGUAGACUGUAGCGGGUGGGAUCACACUUAGCCUACUAUUAAAUGUAUCAAGGUGAACUCUUUUAAAGGGCCGGCCUUGGUUGUAAAAUUAAUUUUGUGUUGACACCUGUCAAGGUCAUAAACCUCAGAGAGAAUGUGUGAGUUUUGAUUUUGGUGACAAAUGGGGCGUGUGAGCGAGUGUGAAUGAUUUUCAUGUCACCAGUGCGUGGGAUUUUGGGGUUAUAAAAUGGGAGGCAACUUUUUGAGCCGGGGGGGGGGGGGGGAGGGUCGUCAUUAGCUCCAUGCUGAGGCCGAAAAACAUUUUUCUCUUUCAGGAAUUAAAUUUAACCAAAGUGGGGUUGUUGUUUUUUUCUACCACACCUUAUACAGAGCACUAUUAUCAGGAAAUAUANCGCUCUUCCGAGUGUAGUGUACUUGGGCAUUGUGUUAUUUUUCAGAGAGAGAGGCAUUCGAGGUGAAGUUGGAAUAGUAGGCCAUAUUUUGACAUGGGCCAGAAUAUUUGACAACACUGAAAUGACUUAACGGUUGAUGACCCCCCCCCCCACCACACCCCAAAAAAAUGUAUUAGAUGAGCUUUUGAUUGAGAUCUGGCCAGUGACGUACUACGUUAUUUUAUUAUUGAUUUUUUAAAUUCAAAAACCUGGAUGAACACAACAUUAGACCCUCACGAAGUGGCCACUACUUUACAAAUCCCUUUAUUCAUAACAAUUGCGUAUGUUAAACGAAGUUCUCAAUGAUAUCACUUGACAUAGCUGAGGGCAUGUGUUUCUUCUCUCAGGUAAGCCUUGGGGCUGAAUGCAUCAUGCUCUCCAAAGGUUUCUUCAUGAAAUACGCCAAUGAUAAAGUCAAGAAGAGAUUUUCUGAGAUUGUUGCACCCUAUCCUAAUGAGAACACACUACAGGAAAGUUUGCAGGUAGACAGAGUUUCGGUAUUAACUAAAGCACAUACAUUGGGUAGGAACCAGUGCACAUUCAAUUUGGUAUUGCAUUGGGUAUGAACCAGUGAACAAACAUUGGGUAUGAACAUAUGCCCAAAUAACCAUAUAUAUAUAUAAUUUUCAAUUUAGAAAUCACGAAAGCAAACAUUGAAUUAAUUAGAGUGGAUGAGAAACAGAUAGUACACUUGAAAUGUACUAUGUAGCUAUAGAUUCAGCAGAGUCAGUAUUAAUUCAAAGGUUGAAUAAACAAGCUUUUUCUUAAAGCAAUGCCCUGUAUGUGUCCACAGCACAAAGUCAACUGGGAGUUAUACAAGCAAUCAGUCUUAGAGACAGCAUCUCCUAAACUCAAGUAUUUCAACAAGAAACAGCUUACACUGAAUGCAUGAGUGUUGAAUUGAACACUUGAAAUACAUAGAAACCUGACAGCCUAAGAACUUUUAUUGCAAAAUAUAAAAGGAAAUUAAGUCUUUAUUUUAUAUACUGUGAUAGACUUUAAUCUUACUUGUAAAUUUUGCUUUUUGUUUCAUGUCUUAACAACUACCUUAUUUGUGCAUAAGUCUAUUUUAAUGUCUUAUUCAUCUUAUGAUAUAUUGUAAUUUUUUUAUGUCUGACAAAAUGGCUGGAUGAUUGAAUAACCUUGUUAACUUUCCAAAUCUGCAUGUAAGAAUAUUUAAACCCAACCAUGACUAAAUUAACAGAUACCAUAGAAAAACAAGAAGAAAAUAAACAUGGGCUAGGUGCUAGGUGUGGUAUCCCAGGAAAUCUAAUUGUCUUCAUACUAACUAGCCAGAAGGGCUAAUGAGCACCUGCUUCUUGCCUCCACACACCUGUCUCUUGCCUUCACACACCUGCCUCUACACAGCUGCUCACACUUCCUCCAGGGAAGCUGUGAGAGGGGGGGGGGGGGCACUGGUCUAUCUCAUUUUUGUAUCCUCAGUUACCAGGAACUGACAAAGAACAUGCCUCCAUUAGCCAACCAUGGUUGUGUUCAGCAUCUACCUGUCUCUUGCCUUCACACACCUGCCUCUACACAGCUGCUCACACUUCCUCCAGGGAAGCUGUGAGAGGGGGGGGGGGGCACUGGUCUAUCUCAUAUUUGUAUCCUCAGUUACCAGGAACUGACAAAGAACAUGCCUCCAUUAGUCAACCAUGGUUGUGGUCAGCAUCACUGAGAGUUACUUACCAGAACUAGACAGUCUGCUCUUUAAUGAAAUCCAUUUGAUUCUUAAUUUCACAUUCACUCAAGAAAUGUAGAACAGUUUAAACUAUCCAAUAUGUAAGGUUUUCUUUUCAAUAAUCAUUUUUAAAAAUGCCUAUGUUAUAAAUUUUAGUUUCAC
Molecule: messenger RNA, 22743 nt
Organism: Lymnaea stagnalis (great pond snail)
Lineage: Eukaryota; Metazoa; Mollusca; Gastropoda; Lymnaeidae
Source: the annotation of a GenBank genome assembly